Molecule: messenger RNA, 4502 nt
Organism: Nomia melanderi (Alkali bee)
Lineage: Eukaryota; Metazoa; Arthropoda; Insecta; Hymenoptera; Halictidae
Source: RefSeq, a predicted model, not a curated record
GUAACGAGUAACAUACACGCAUAUACUCGAUUCCUCGCAAUGACAUCGAAAUACAUGCGAGUCGACGUUACUUGAAAUUUGUGAAUCGAUCAGUACGGUGUACGCAGUUGUGCUGGUGAUUCCAGUGGUCUUGAGAACGUUACGCGUUGACCAAGUAUUCGAGUUUCUUACAAGCGAGAACAGUGCGUGUCAAGGCAAUCGAGCAUAUAAUUGCUCGUCUUGUGGGCACAAUUUAUUCUUACGACGACUAGCUCGGCAAAUGUUUUCUUGCGAUACGUUGCUAUGUAGUACCGGUGUAAAUGAAGCGGCGGCGUAUAACGCGGUCGCGUGGUAAAGGAAUACCGCCUGUGGGGGCGAUGAGAAUGGCGCGCAAAUGUUGCGUGCGUAGCUGUGAAGCUGAUGUACAAGAAUCGCGUGCUAAAGGAUUUCCACUUCAUAAAUUUCCAAAAGAUAUUGGUUUGAGAAGCAGGUGGUUGGUCAGUGGUGGAUUUGAACCGAGUUUUAAACCUUCGCCGGGUCAAAUUGUAUGCCACAGACAUUUUAAACGAGCUGAUUACGAAGCCGCCAAGGGUCAUAAGUUACUUCUACGUAAAGGCAGUGUUCCAUCGGUUUUUGCAGAUUAUGAUAAUCAUCCAGAUCCUGUAAUUAUGUCUGUGAAAUCAUCAACUUCUUAUGCACAAGAGGAUUUGGAUCUCAUUAAUUCUGAAAUUUUGAACUUAGAACAAUCUAUUUCACCAUUAUUAUCUGAAGCAAGAACUCCAAAAUCUGAUAGUUGUGGAGAAACAUGUUCUUCUCGGCCAGAAUCGUCAGUUGACUCUGUUAAUAUGACAGAUUCAACGGAUGUAAUUGAUAAUGGGUUUAAAACAUUUCCUAUAAAAAGUGAAAAUAUGCCUCCCGUAAAAGAAGAGAUCAAUGAGAAUUUAGAAAUGGAAGUAAAUACUGUGGCUGCACAAUUAGGAAUUGUAGAAUCAGAUGUGACAAUAAAGAAUAUACAAAAAGACUUAAUCAUUAAAGAAGAAUUAAAAAAUAUUAAAAUAGAAGAUGAUAAAGCAUUUGAUAAACCAGAAGAAUUAAAAACAAAAGUAUUAAAUCGGGAUGGACUCAAAUUUUUUCCUGGAGCUAAAUUGGAAGCAAAAGAUUUCAAUGAUAAAUGGUAUUCUGCUAAAGUCGUUGAAACUGAUUGGGAUGAAAGAGAAGUUUUAAUACAUUUUGACAAAUGGAGCUCAAGAUUCAAUGAAUGGAUACCUAUGGAUAGCUCUAGAUUACGUGUGUUACAAACACAGUCAAAGGAUACGAAAAUGAAAGACUUUUCAGUUGGAGAAAGGAUACUUGCUACGUGGGCGGAUGGAAGAAAAUAUCCAGCGAAAGUAAAUGCAGUAUUAGGAAACGAUAGAUAUGAUGUACUCUUUGAUGAUGGAUACGCAAAGACCGUUAAAUCGUCGAAAAUGACAAAAAUCGCUACAACAUCUACAAAGCAACCUGUUCAAAGUGAAGAAUACAUAGGAAGUAAACAAGAGAGAAGGGAUAAGAAACGAAAGCAUAUAGUUAUGGAACUAUUUCAUACGCAUUCUAGAAAACGGUCAAAAAAUGAAGCAGAUAAACCAGUAAAAAAGGAAGGGCCAGUAUUGAAUGAAAGUGGAGAUAACUUGUCUGAAAAUAAAAUUGAUUUAGAUGGUACUCUGUUUGGACCUUGUUACGAUCCUGGUACAGAUUUAUUACGAGGAUUUGACACUAACAUAUCAAAAACAAGACCAUAUGCGAAGAAAAACAAGAAAGAAAUGUUUAAAGUUGAUGCGGAACAAGAAGAAGAUGUAGGACCUGAAUGGAUAGACGGAGAACCUCAGGGAACUGAAUCUUACAUCGUAGAUGGAAAUGAUGGACCGCGGCGUUCAAUAAUAGUCGCAGAUAAACGAUUACCACCAGGUUGGCAAAAACAUUUUACUCAAAGAAAAGCAGGUACAUCUGCUGGAAAAUGGGAUGUCUUGUUUCUUCAUAAAUCAAGUGGAAAGAAAUUUAGAUCAAGAAAUGAUAUCAGAGCAUUUAUGGAAAAUCAGGGACAACUUGAUUUUGAUCCAGAGAAAUUCGAUUUUUGUAUUCAUAGAAAAAAGAAAAGUCAUGGACAGAAAGUAAAACACGAAGUUAUUACAGAUAUGCCAAAAAAGAUCAAAACUUUAUUACCUAAAACAAAGACAGUACCGGUACCAGAUACAUUACUCGUACCUGCAAGUACGCCAGUUACAACUUUAGUGCCUACAUCAGCAACAUCUAUUGCUGAUGGUGCUGUUUUUAUUGGGGGACUUCGUGUAGAAAUGGAGGAUAGUGCUUACAAAUGUCCAAAACAAGGGUGCAAUAAAACAUUUAGAAAGGAAAAUCUUUUGCAAAUGCACAUAAAACAUUAUCAUCCAGAAUAUUCCAAAUUUUUGGGUUCUACACCAAAUGUUGCAGACCUAGCUUAUGCAAGAACAAUUGGAGAAUCUAUUGAAGAUAUUAUCCCUAGAAAGACAAAUAAUUUAUUAGAAAAAUAUAAAUUGGGAAAGAAAAAAUCUGUUCAAGAUAAACCAUUAUAUGCAAUGUCACCAACAGCAACGAAUUCUAUUCAACCUACAUCGCCAACAAUAGCUGUACCUACGGUCUCAGAAGUAGAAGAUGAAAUCGACCAAAUAGAACAGUGUAACGAAGUACAGACAGAAGAUGUUAAAGUAGAAAGAAUGUCUCCUGUUUCUAGUAGUAUAGAUAUGGAUGACGAAACUGAGAAGAAACGAGAAGAAACCUGUGCAAUGUCACCAGGAACAUUAUUUGAUCUGAAAGUUAGAGAAGAGAAAACAUCAAGUGGUAUUAAAACUCUUCUUCCAGUAAGACCAACUACGUCAUCAGAAACACAAAGAAUCGAUAGAUCAAAAUCUUUAGAUGAAGGUAUUCAUAUUGACAAAAUGAAAGGACAAAGAAAACGGCAGUUAUCAGAAUAUAGCUCUGAUGUCCCAAAUAGGGGUAAAAGACGUCACGGUAUCCCAGAGAUUACAGACGAAUAUGGUGAUUUAGAUGAAAGUGCUGUAGAUACUGAAGGACCAACCACACUUGUGUAUAGAUACAGUCGCCGAAAAUCAGAUUCAAGAAGUGAUGAAAAUAGUCAAAGUAGUCAACUAAACGAUUCUCAUCUUGAAAAAGCUGACCCCUUGAAAGGGGAUAUUACUAAAAGAGAUACAAAUAAUGAUGGUGAAGAAAAUGAAGGGGUUAUGAUGAUGAUUAAUGGUGAAAUGAUAAAAGUGGAACAACUUCGCAGAGAAGAAAUAAUAAAUUGUACAUGUGGAUUUAUGGAAGAAGAUGGUUUAAUGAUACAAUGUGAUCUUUGUUUAUGCUGGCAACAUGGUCAUUGUAAUGCAAUAGAAAAGGAAAAGGAUGUGCCUGAAAAAUAUGUUUGUUAUAUUUGUCAGAAUCCAUUUCGUCAGCGACCAUCGAAAAAAUAUUUCCACGAUCAAGAUUGGAUAAAAGAGGGCAAACUUCCGACACUAAACAAUCGAACAAAAAAUCAAUAUGCAGUUAAUCAGAGAACAGCCAUGUUGAAACGUUCUUAUGAUUUAGUUGCUGCCCUCUUGCAGAUACAACAAGCAUUGCACAGUUUAAGAAUAAAAAUUAACGUAGCUCAGAGGAAAGAUCAUCCGAAAUUAUACCUAUGGGCAAAGAAUUGGGAAAAGAUAGAAAUACAGAAACCAGACAUAACACCAAUACCGAUUAUAGAAAUAACGAAAGCAGUAAAUGAUUCUGCAGACGCUGUAGUUGAUGUAUCGCGUCGAAUUGAAGUAAAAAUGGAGACAAGAUUUGCUUUGAAAGAAGAUCCUGAUGAAAAAUCAAUAGCUUCCGAUUCAGAGUUAAUGAAAAUUUUGGAAGAAGAUAAUACGAUUACAGAUGAAUCUAAAAUUACCUGUAAGAAAGAAGAUUUGACAAAUGAAAGUAAAACCCACAUUCUUCUUGAUGCACUUACAAAAAAUACUACUCUGGAAGGAAAAUAUAAAACUUCAAUAGUUUCGGAUGCAAAAAUAGUUACAGAUCUACUGUCAAAUCAAUCGGCUGAAAAUGAUAUAUCUGCAGCAACAAUACCAACAAAUGAGAUGCAGGAAGAAAAUGAACAUGAUAUAUCAACCCCAUUACAACCUUUCAUACCACAACCAGAAGCACCAAUAGAUCCAGGAGAAUGUCGAAUGCGAUUAUUGGAACAUAUUGAACAUUUUCAAAAUCAUAUAGAUGCUAAAUUAACAUCUAUUGAAGCACAAGUUUGUGCUUUAGAAACUAUGGAUCCAGAAGAUGUACCUAGUCAAGAUGUUCAGCCUCGGACUAAACAGACACUUCAAAUGCUUCUGCGAGAUUUAAACACAGUACGGAAACUAGCAGCUCUAUGUUAGAUAAUUAUUUUUUUUUUAAUUACUUCAUUGAAUUAUAUUGAAAAAACGUUAUUUUUUAUAGCGUUGGUUAGUAGCACUAUGUUACAAUAUGAUUGUUUCCAUUUU